CUUUAUGACCGGCUGGGCUCAAAGAUAAAAGGAAGGAGAAAGCGGCGGCAGCGGGGAAGUCACCGCUGCAGCAGUUCGGAAAGACACUUUUGAUACAUUUCUGAGCGCUGCGGCCCGAUUCUCCACCGAAGUUGGCUCCAGCUCUAGCAGCCGCAUUGGAUCCCACAGCUUACUGCGAGACUCCGGUGUACAAUCCGGAUCUCUGCCCCAACAUGAUCGCGGCUCAGGCCAAGCUGGUUUACCAUCUGAAUAAGUACUACAAUGAAAAAUGCCAAGCCAGGAAAGCUGCCAUUGCCAAAACUAUCCGGGAAGUCUGCAAAGUAGUUUCCGAUGUGCUGAAGGAAGUGGAAGUGCAGGAACCCCGGUUCAUCAGCUCUCUCAACGAGAUGGACAAUCGCUACGAGGGUCUCGAAGUCAUCUCUCCCACCGAGUUUGAAGUGGUGCUUUAUCUUAACCAAAUGGGGGUGUUCAACUUCGUGGACGACGGCUCGCUGCCGGGCUGCGCGGUGCUGAAGUUGAGCGACGGGCGCAAGAGAAGCAUGUCUCUCUGGGUGGAAUUCAUUACUGCCUCUGGCUACCUCUCGGCGCGCAAAAUCCGGUCCAGGUUUCAGACGCUAGUGGCUCAAGCAGUGGAUAAAUGUAGCUACAGGGAUGUGGUAAAGAUGGUCGCUGACACCAGCGAAGUGAAACUGAGAAUCCGAGAUAGGUACGUGGUGCAGAUCACCCCGGCUUUUAAAUGCACCGGGAUCUGGCCAAGGAGUGCUGCCCACUGGCCACUUCCCCACAUCCCCUGGCCAGGACCCAACCGAGUGGCAGAGGUCAAAGCGGAAGGUUUCAAUCUCUUGUCCAAGGAGUGCCACUCCCUGGCCGGCAAGCAGAGCUCUGCUGAGAGUGACGCCUGGGUGCUGCAGUUCGCAGAAGCAGAGAAUAGACUGCAGAUGGGGGGCUGCAGAAAGAAAUGCCUCUCCAUUCUCAAAACCUUGCGGGAUCGUCACCUGGAGCUGCCGGGGCAGCCCCUGAACAAUUACCACAUGAAGACUUUGGUUUCCUACGAGUGUGAAAAGCAUCCCCGGGAGUCGGACUGGGACGAAUCUUGCCUGGGUGAUCGGCUGAACGGGAUUUUGCUGCAACUCAUCUCCUGCCUGCAGUGCCGGCGGUGUCCCCACUAUUUCCUACCAAACUUAGAUCUGUUUCAAGGCAAACCUCACUCAGCUCUGGAAAAUGCUGCAAAACAAACGUGGCGACUGGCAAGAGAGAUCCUGACCAACCCUAAAAGUUUGGAAAAACUUUAAAGGAUGAUCUAGUUAAGAGCCGGAAUAAUUUCUCUUCUCAAAGUCCUA
Messenger RNA from Octodon degus (degu), 1340 nucleotides. It is a transcript of the gene Mab21l1, whose product is annotated as mab-21 like 1. NCBI's taxonomy places the organism in Eukaryota, Metazoa, Chordata, Mammalia, Rodentia, Octodontidae. The record is from RefSeq and is a predicted model, not a curated record. Bases 213 to 1292 code for a protein of 359 amino acids. The transcript has a single exon.